AUGAUGUCGUACCUGAAAGUAAUGAUCAUAUGGAACAUACUUUGCAUAUCCCUGGUGCUCCUUUCUCUGUCCUUGAUUCAAGAAGUGUCUUCUCAAGAUGUGUCGAGCUGUACAGGGAGAUGUGGGGCAGGGUAUUCUAGAGAGCAUGACUGCCAGUGUGAUUUUAACUGUCACCACUACAUGGAGUGCUGCCCUGACUUCAGGAAAGUCUGCACAGUGGGACUCUCCUGUGAAGGACGGUGCUUCGAAGCCUUCGAGAGGGGACGGCAGUGUGACUGUGAUGCCGACUGCGAACGGUACGGCAAGUGCUGUCCAGACUACGCCAAGCACUGCAAAGAGGCACACACAGAAAAGCCAGCCCCGGAGACUCCCCCCGAGAACAAAGCAACAUCUAAAAGGUCAUCCACCGAGGAGGAAAAGCCGCCCGAGGAAGCUGUGGAAGAUCCUGGCACUGGACUGGAAAACCCAGAGACCACUCCUGCUCCGACUACAGAACCGGCAGAGACAACCCCUGCAGCCACAGAGCCACCGACUACCCAGACAGACCCGCCCACCACCCCAAAGGAACAGGACACAACCCCUGAGGCCACUGAGGAACCAGUCACUGAAGAAGACCCUCCCACCACGGAGAAGCCAGAAGAUAUGACCCCUGAUGCCACCGAGGAACCAGUGACUGAAGUGGACUCUACCAACAUCCCCCCAACAGAAGAUGCAACCCCUGAGGCCACUGAGGUGCCAACAACUGAGGCUGAAUCUCCCACCACCCCAAAACCUGAAGACACAACCCCUGAGGCAACUGAGGUGCCAACAACUGAGGCGCCAACAACUGAGGCGCCAACAACUGAGGCGCCAACAACUGAGGCGCCAACAACUGAGGCUGAACCUCCCACCACCUCAAAACCUGAAGACACAACCCCUGAGGCAACUGAGGCACCAACAACUGAGGCACCAACAACCGAGGCACCAACAACCGAGGCACCAACAACUGAGGCUGAACCUCCCACCACCUCAAAACCUGAAGACACAACCCCUGAGGCAACUGAGGCACCAACAACUGAGGCACCAACAACCGAGGCUGAAUCUCCCACCACCCCAAAACCUGAAGACACAACCCCUGAGGCAACUGAGGCACCAACAACUGAGGCUGAAUCUCCCACAACCUCUAAACCUGAGGAGACAACCCCUGAGGCCACAGAGGCACCAACAACUGAGGCACCAACAACUGAGGCACCAACAACUGAGGCACCAACAACUGAGGCACCAACAACUGAGGCUGAAUCUCCCACAACCUCUAAACCUGAGGAGACAACCCCUGAGGCCACUGAGGCACCAACAACUGAGGCUGAAUCUCCCACCACCCCAAAACCUGAAGACACAACCCCUGAGGCAACUGAGGCGCCAACAACUGAGGCGCCAACAACUGAGGCGCCAACAACUGAGGCGCCAACAACUGAGGCGCCAACAACUGAGGCGCCAACAACUGAGGCACCAACAACCGAGGCACCAACAACCGAGGCACCAACAACCGAGGUUGAAUCUCCCACCACCCCAAAACCUGAAGACACAACCCCUGAGGCAACUGAGGCACCAACAACUGAGGCACCAACAACUGAGGCUGAAUCUCCCACCACCCCAAAACCUGAGGAGACAACAACUGAGGCAACUGAGGCGCCAACAACUGAGGCUGAACCUCCCACCACCUCAAAACCUGAAGACACAACCCCUGAGGCCACCGAGGCACCAACAACUGAGGCUGAAUCUCCCACCACCCCAAAACCUGAAGACACAACCCCUGAGGCAACUGAGGCACCAACUGAGGCUGAAUCUCCCACCACCCCAAAACCUGAAGACACAACCCCUGAGGCAACUGAGGCUGAAUCUCCCACCACCCCUAAACCUGAAGACACAACCCCUGAGGCCACCGAGGCACCAACAACCGAGGCUGAAUCUCCCACCACCCCAAAACCUGAAGACACAACCCCUGAGGUCACCGAGGCACCAACAACUGAGGCGCCAACAACUGAGGCGCCAACAACUGAGGCUGAAUCUCCCACCACCUUAAAACCUGAAGACACAACCCCUGAGGCAACUGAGGCUGAUUCCCCUACCACUCCUAAACCUGAAGACACAACUCCAGAGGAAUCCACAACCAAGGCAGACUCCCCCCCCACCCCUAAACCUGAAGAGACAACCCCAGAGGAGCCAACAACUAUGGCUGAUUCCCCUACCACUCCUAAACCUGAAGAGACAACUCCAGAGGAAUCCACAACCAAGGCAGACUCUCCCACCACCCCCAAACCUGAAGAGACAACCCCAGAGGAGCCAACAACUAAGGCUGAUUCCCCUACCACCCCUAAACCUGAAGAGACAACUCCAGAGGAAGCCACAACCAAGGCAGACUCUCCCACCACCCCUAAACCUGAAGAGACAACCCCAGAGGAGCCAACAACUAAGGCUGAUUCCCCUACCACCCCUAAACCUGAAGAGACAACUCCAGAGGAAGCCACAACCAAGGCAGACUCUCCCACCACCCCUAAACCUGAAGAGACAACCCCAGAGGAAGCCACAACCAAGGCAGACUCCCCCACCACCCCUAAACCUGAAGAGACAACCCCAGAGGAGCCAACAACUAAGGCUGAUUCCCCUACCACCCCUAAACCUGAAGAGACAACUCCAGAGGAAGCCACAACCAAGGCAGACUCUCCCACCACCCCCAAACCUGAAGACACAACCCCAGAGAAAACAACAGCCAAGGUAGACUCCCUCACCACUCCCAAGCCUGAGGAGACAACUCCAGAGGAAGCCACAACCAAGGCUGACAGCCCCUCCACCCCUAAAACAGAGGACACAGUCUCUCCGACCACCCCUGCAGCCCCCAAGGCUGACACCACCGUGGUACAGACAACAACACCCACUGCAGUGACAACCUCUGCCCCCGGAUUAGUCUCAACUGCUGACAAAGACACAGCAGCUCCCAGCAGUGCUGCAGCCACUACAGCUGGGAAGGACACUGCCACACCUGGAGCAGACACAAUGCUUUCAGAUACCACAAUGGAGAUCAAGGAGGUAACAACACCCAAGAAAGACAGAACUACUCUGCUCAAAGACAUUUUAACAGCCACAAUUGGGAAAGACUUGGCUACUGUAGCUGUGGUGACAACAGCUAAGCCAGGUGACUCUCCUAAAGGUAUGGAUGACAUUCCAAAUGCAGCCAAGCAACCUGUCACUGCAGCAGCUGCAUCAGAAGCAACAACAGCAGCCACAGCUCCCUUGCCCAAGCCCGCAACCACCAAAGCAGAGUCAACUCCUGAACCCAGCAAGGUGGUAACACCCAGUGAAAAAGAGACAAGUACAGAAGUGGAGCAGGCUGCAGCAGCUCCAGAGAGCGCAGGUGCUACUUGUGUGGUGGUGAUGACAGCAGCUGGCAAAAAAGAGGUAACAACCACCAAAGAAGUGAGCACCACACCUGGCAGAGAACUGGAACAGGUCACUGAAAAGGCCCCUGGUACUGACAAAGCAGAGGUAACUACAGUUGCCAAAGAAACCACUACCAGGGAUAAAAAAGACACGAUAGAAGAAAUGUAUCUUGUUUCUAACGGGACAUCCAAGCCAACAAUACAUUUCCAGGAGGUCACUGAGAGCAGAGAGGAGCCUCAUCCAACUGAGCCUGAAACUCUGCCUGUGAAAGAACCCGAGAUAAACAAGCCUUUAAUGCCAAUUGGGGACCUGCCAAUGUUACCUGGAGAAACACAAGAGAGGAAGGACGACGAGAAGGACCUGUGCAGCGGGAGGCCGGCGGACGGCAUGGUGGCCCUGCCCAACGGCACCCUGGCCGUCUUCCGAGGUGAGUACUACUACUGGCUGCUGAACGGCAAGCCGCGAGCACAACCCCGCGCAUCAACCGACGGCUGGGGAAUCCCCCCGAUCGACUCCGUCUUCAGGUGCAACUGCGAUGGAAACUUCUUCAUCAAGGGCCCCCUGUACUGGCGUUUCACUAAUGGAGUUAUGGAUCCAGGCUAUCCCAAACCUCUUGCCAAUGGAUUUGCAGGGCUAAGUGGGAGAAUAGUAGCAACCUUACCUGUGGCAAGAUUCAACAACAGACCAGAAUCUGUUUAUUUUAUCAAGAGAGAUGGGAACAUGCAGCAGUAUGUGUACAGACAAGAACCAGCCAAGAAGUGUCAGAGAAGAGCACGGAUUACCAUCAGAUACCCAGCUUUUGUGCCAAGAGUUGUCAUCCGGAGGCGCUUCCAACGUGCCAUGCGAAUGCCGACCAUCAUCCGGACUGUCAGAGUCAACCCGCACCCCACUGGAGUUCUGCGCAAGGAAAUCCGAAUGCAAACCUACUGGAGAGGCCUCCCCAAAGUUGUCCACUCAACUCUUUCCAUACCCAACCAGAACAAGCCCGAUGGCUACGAUUACUAUGCCUUCUCUUACAAUCGGUACUACAGUUUGGAUAUUGGCAAAAGAAUAGCAAGACCUGUUACUGCUCUCACAGGAAAGACUGUGUCCAAAGACUGGUACAACUGUCCCAGCAAGUGAUGCACAGCAGAGGAUUUUAAAAAAGAGAUGCCAUUUGAACGUCACCAUUUUUUCUAAUUUUAUUAAUAAAAGACAAUGAAAUGUGUGCACACAACUCUAAGUAUGAAAUGCUGCUUUAAGCUCUGGCUUCAUUACACUAAAGCAACCACAGGCAAACUGGCACUUUGUAUACACAGCUGGAAUUACUUUACAGAUCGUUCAACUAAUGUUUCCUCUGUUCAGGCCUCCUCUGCCUCCCAUGGCAUGAGUUACACCUGUGUUGGGAAAGAAAACAAAGGCAUUAAAGGAAUGAAAGGAUUUAGAGUUAAUCAGCCAUUGUGACAAUUCAUCCUUCCCUAAGGAACGGCCACUGCAGAGGAGCAGAUCCUUUCUGACUGAGGUCAAGUUCCCCUCUCUCCCCUGAGCCUGGUGACACACAGGUCACCUCUGUCAUGUAAAAGGAAGGGGCUGACUAUCCUGUGCUGGGUGCUGAAAGAACCAGCAGAGAAUUCUUACCACACCUGAAAUCAGCUGUUGUUGUUGUUGUUAUUAAAAUUAUGGUGACAGAUGAAAGAAAAUCUAUCCUAGGCCCACCUCCUCACUUUUUUUUCCCUUUAAAAUACCAGCUAAACUAUAUUUCAGUGUUAAAUUGAGUCUUCUACAAUGUUAAAAUAAUGACAAAUGGAAUACAAUUCAUCUAAGGAUUUUCUUAAUACAGAAGUUGCAAACAAGAACUUAUUGUUGUGGUUGAACUUUAUUUUGCACUAUAAAAAAUCUUUAAUACUUCCAGAAACUUUUUUUUAAAUCAGUACAGGACAGAGUGAUGUCAUAACUGGAACUCUUAAAGUGCCAAAUGGGAACUGCUCUGUAACUAAAACCAAAGAUUUCUAGACUUCUGUCUAAAAAAUUUGCAAGUGUAAGAUGUAUUGCCCUUUACUUUCUCUCCACUGAUAAGAACCAAGUGCCAGAGAAGAAGAAAGUUCGCCUGUCUACAAACUGCUCAGACACAU
This is a messenger RNA of Manacus vitellinus (golden-collared manakin), 5528 nucleotides long. It is a transcript of the gene PRG4, whose product is annotated as proteoglycan 4. NCBI's taxonomy places the organism in Eukaryota, Metazoa, Chordata, Aves, Passeriformes, Pipridae. The record is from RefSeq and is a predicted model, not a curated record.